AGGAUGACUUUGAACUUGUGAUCCUCCUGCCUCCACCUCCCACAGACUGUGAUUGCCAGGGAGGCAUCGCCACGCCCAUUUUCCCUCCAUCUCUGUUCAGCCACUGGCCAGAUGGAGUCCAGCACUUUAACCAGGCGGUUCACCAAAGACGACUUUCAAAUAGGGCGGCCUCUGGGCAAGGGGAAAUUUGGGAAUGUGUACCUGGCUCGGCUCAAGGAAAACCAUUUCCUUGUGGCCUUGAAGGUCCUCUUCAAGUCCCAGAUAGAGAAGGAGGGAUUGGAGCACCAGCUUCGCAGAGAAGUGGAGAUCCAGGCUCACCUACAACACCCGAAUAUCCUCCGCCUGUACAACUACUUCUGCGAUGCUUCCCGGGUGUUCUUAAUUCUGGAAUACGCUCCACGGGGUGAGCUCUACAAGGAGCUCCAGAGAAACCACAGGUUAGACGAGCAGCGCACAGCCACGAUCAUGGAGGAAUUGGCUGAUGCCCUGACCUACUGUCAUGAGAAUAAAGUGAUUCACAGGGACAUCAAACCAGAGAACCUCCUGCUGGGCCUCAAGGGCGAGGUGAAGAUAGCAGACUUCGGGUGGUCUGUGCACACCCCCUCUCUCAGGAGAAAGACAAUGUGCGGCACUCUGGACUACUUGCCCCCGGAAAUGAUUGAGGGGAGGACAUAUGACGAGAAAGUGGACCUGUGGUGCAUCGGGGUGCUCUGCUAUGAGCUGCUGGUGGGAAAUCCGCCCUUUGAGAGCAGCACUCACAGUGAGACGUACAAGCGCAUCGUUAAGGUGGAUUUGCGGUUUCCACCAUCAGUGCCUUCGGGGGCCCAGGACUUGAUCUCCAAGCUUCUUAAGUACCGCCCCUCAGACCGGCUGACCCUGGCCCAGGUCCUGAAGCACCCCUGGGUCCGGGAGCACUCUCGGAGGGUGAUGCCUCCCUGCGCUCAGAUGGCUUCCUGAGCCCAGUCUGCCUCUGUUCUUAA
This is a messenger RNA of Acomys russatus (golden spiny mouse), 980 nucleotides long. RefSeq names its product aurora kinase C (gene Aurkc). Gene Ontology annotation, cellular component: spindle pole centrosome; spindle microtubule; chromosome passenger complex. Lineage: Eukaryota; Metazoa; Chordata; Mammalia; Rodentia; Muridae. Gene Ontology annotation, molecular function: ATP binding; protein kinase activity. Gene Ontology annotation, biological process: protein phosphorylation; regulation of cytokinesis; mitotic spindle organization. The record is from RefSeq and is a predicted model, not a curated record. The coding region runs from base 112 to 957 and encodes 281 amino acids. The transcript has 6 exons.